AGAAGAAGAAGAAGAACAAAGUGCAAUUGUUUUGGGAAAUCCAGGAAAUUCUGCGCACUGGUGAGGUGAAAAGUGUUAGAAAAUCGGUGAAAAGUUGGCCCCCGGCAGGGCGUUUCAGUGUAGCACCACGUCAGACGGAGCAACGAAGCAGGGGCGCUCGGCUCCUGCUUCCGGCCGGAGAAAGUGGCCGAGACGGCUGAGAAUGCGGAUGUGGCGGAGUCCCUCAGUCGCAUCGACAUCGAGGGGGGCGCAUCGAGUCUCCGAGCCAUCGAUGAUGACGACGAGGACGCCCCGGCUCAAGGUGCCGGGGCAAUGGCGAAGCCGCCUGCUGAGAGUCCGCGUGCCGAGGAGGCUAGCGCGGCGGCGUGCGAGAGCCCUGCAGAGCCCCAGUCUCCCAGCGAGGCGCCAGCUGCGCCAGUGACGAUGUCCGGCGUCCGUAGGAAGUCCCGGCCGGUGCCCAGCUAUGAGAAUGAUUCGGUGGUGGUGAAUGGAACGAAGAGGAAGGUGAGGAGCAGCGAUCGAAUGGCAGCGCCUCAGAUUCCGCCGGACAAUGAGUACUAUCACAUUUGGCAUGCGAGCGAGGGCGGAGGCGGCGAUGAGGACUUCGAGGCUCCCCCGUUGCCGCCGAAGAACAGUGGGAAUGGACUUCAUCGACCACUGGAGCGCUCCUGGCCGCCGCGUGUAUCGCGACAGACGAAGCCAAUGUGUGAUUUCAGCUUCGACAUCAUCGAUACGGACGAGGCGCUGCUCAGUCUGCCCACGGACGUGAGUAUGGCGGACCAGGUGGCGUUUGUGCCCGGAGAAUUCUUCACAGAGCAACGGCAAACAGCCACGCUGAAGCCGGGCAAGUCUAUUGAGUGUGAUUUCGCGCCGCUGGCCACUCCUGAGACGGAUGGAAGUCUGUCGGACCGAAUGGCGGAGAAUAGUGCCGGAAGUGGUGGACAGACACCGAAACUAAAGCCAUUGAUGAAGAAGAAAAUCGGCCCUGACAACUACAUCAGCACCAUUCUGGCGAAGAAGGUGGUUGAACAGAGCGAGAAUGUGGAGGAGACUGAAGAAACGGCUGAGGCGAAUGGACUGACGCUCCCAGGAGAGCCUACUGCAGAGGAUUUCGUGAUGGUGAAACCUCACAAGCCACUGACCAGACAAUUAAGCAAUGGGAAGAGCAAAUUCCAUCCCAAUGGCUUUGUUUCUGCCACUGAGCAAGAGCUCUCUUUCGAUGAGGACAAUCAACAUUACACGUUGUGCAGAAAGCUCUCCCCUCACAGACCCAGAAGUCCUCCUUCCGGAUCCUCGACGCGAUCCGCUUCACCGCUGGACAACGUGAUGUCCUCUCCUGAGGGCGCAGCUUCGCCGAUCGUACAUCAGAAGCCAUUCAGGCCGCAACCGAGACUCCUGACGCGCGUCGGAGGCUCAGGAGGAGGGAAUCUCAUUUGUCCUCCCACUCCGACUCAUCACGCGAGGCGAUUAAGGUCUUUGUCGGACAACUUGGGGCCUCCAGAACUUCACUCAAGGGAUGUUUUCUCUCCAGAAAGCAUCCCAUCACCUGAGAUUCGACAUGCCGAAGUGGUGUUUCUGAGCAAAAGGACCGAUAUGGGGGCUGCAGGAAGCGAUGGCGAGAUGUCUAUGCGACACUUGACCCCCACAAGACUGCCGUCGAUUCCUGAAAGGGCGAGAGGUGCUGUAGCGGAGUCGGAAGAACCAUUGCCGCCCGCUUGGGAAGCUCGAAUGGACAGUCAUGGGAGGAUUUUCUACAUCGAUCACACCACCAGAACGACCAGCUGGCAACGCCCAGGCGCUGCGUACAAUGUAGCGUCGAUGGGCGGCCGAGAACAGCACAGACAGCAAUUGGACAGGAGGUAUCAGUCCAUUAGACGCACAAUAACCAACGAGAAUCGACCGGCUGCCGGUUGUAGUUCCACUUCAAUUCAUCGGGGAUCGAAUGCCAGCAGUUCGGAGGACUCUACUGAUGGGGGAGUGCAGUCGAGAGCUCCUCCAUCGCCUGCCAUUCAAGAAUCUCAUCCUGCUCUCUUGAUGCUCUCCCGUCCGGAUUUCUACUCGAUGCUGCACACAAAUCCGGAUGCUCUGAGCGUGUACAAUCGAAAUGCCGCACUAAAGCACAUGGUUUUGAGGAUAAGGAGGGACGCAAACUGUUUCGCGAGGUAUCAGUACAACAAGGAUCUUGUGGCGUUGGUGAAUAGUUUUGCAGCAAGUGACAGAGAGUUGCCGUCUGGAUGGGAGACGAAGCUGGAUUCGUCUGGAAAGCAAUUCUUCAUCGAUCACACUAAUCGGAAGACUUCCUUCAUGGAUCCUCGAGUGCCGACGGAGUGUCCGAGGGUGAGACAUCGUCCACCGGAGGCAAUCAGUGACAUCGCUCCAAUUCCUCCGCCGCGGCCACCAGCACUUCCACGGCCGCCCAUCGGGUCGCCGGACAUUCCCGUGGCGUACAACGAUAAAGUGGUGGCCUUUCUGCGACAGCCCAACAUCCUGGAGAUCCUGCGUGAGCGUCAGGGCUCCAGCGGGUGCUCGAGAUCGCUGCGCGAGAAGAUCAAUGCGGUGAGAGUUGAAGGAGCACCAGCUCUGGAGCGCUUCGGACACGAUCUGCAGCUGACAAUUCUGCUCAGUCUGUUCGAGAAUGAGAUCAUGUGCUAUGUUCCAGUAGAGGCGAGAAGUCCUCAGGGAUCGCCCAACAUGGGUAACUCCAGAGCGCCGCAACGCGGGCCGCCACCCUUCCGGAGGGACUUUGAGGCGAAGUUGCGCGCCUUCUACAGGAAGCUUGAGUCCAAAGGAUACGGCCAAGGACCGCACAAGCUCAAGCUUCACAUUCGGAGGUCAAAUUUGCUGGAGGACGCCUUCAGGCGGAUCAUGUCGGCCAACAAGAAGGAUCUGCAGCGAGGUCGCCUGGCUGUGCUGUUCGAUACUGAGGAGGGCCUCGACUAUGGCGGACCGUCGCGGGAGUUCUUUUUCUUGCUUAGCCGCGAGCUCUUCAAUCCCUAUUACGGCCUGUUCGAGUACUCGGCCAACGACACGUACACCGUCCAAGUGUCACCAUUGUCCGCCUUCGUGGACAACUCACAUGACUGGUUCCGCUUCAGUGGACGCGUCCUGGGCCUUGCACUCGUGCACCAGUAUCUGCUGGACGCGUUCUUCACGAGACCCUUCUACAAGGCGCUGCUGCGACUGCCGGUGGCGCUCAGCGAUCUUGAGUCGCUGGACAGCGAGUUCCACCAGUCGCUGCAGUGGAUCAGGGACAAUGACAUCGGGUCGGGAAGCAGCCUGGGCCUGACGUUCUGCGUGACGGAGGAGUUGCUGGGACGCGUGGUGGAGCGCGAGUUGAAGCCUGGCGGGAAGAAUGUGGGCGUGAAUGAGAAGAAUAAGAAGGAGUAUCUUGAGAGGAUGGUGAAGUGGCGCCUGGAGAGGGGUGUCCAGGAGCAGACUGAGUCCCUGGUGAAGGGCUUCUACGAGGUGGUUGAUCCGCGGCUGGUGGCCGUGUUCGAUGCCCGCGAGCUGGAGCUGGUGAUCGCUGGCACGGCGGAGAUUGACAUCGCCGACUGGCGCGUGAACACGGAGUACAGGAGUGGCUAUCACGAUAACCACCAGGUUAUCAUCUGGUUCUGGCAGGUGAUUGAGAAGUUCACCAACGAGCAACGACUGAGACUGCUGCAAUUUGUCACGGGCACGUCCAGCAUCCCGUACGACGGCUUCUCGGCGCUGCGGGGCUCCACGGGGCCUCGGCGGUUCUGCAUCGAGAAGUGGGGAAAGCCCAUCGCACUGCCCAGAGCGCACACGUGCUUCAACCGCCUCGACUUGCCGCCUUAUCCAACGCCUGAAAUACUCCACGAGAAGCUUCUCCUCGCCGUUGAGGAGACCAAUACCUUCGGCAUCGAGUAAUCACGCUGUAACCGUACGAGUAGGAUAUUUGCUAGGAGCUUAGGGACUCUAGGAGGGCUUCUCAGGAUUUUGUGUUCAAGUUUUUCGAUGCAAGUGUCAGAAAGUUUUUCUCAAAACCGCCUGAGAAAGUCAAUGGAUUUCCCUAGAGUAAUUCACAAUACAUAAAAUUUUUAUUGAAUGGCAUGAUAAAUACAAUCAAAAUCGAAUUCAAUUUCUACCGAUUGGCCUUAAGAUAAACCAUUUGAUGACGAAAAAAAGACAUUUUGUAUAAGAAAAGUGGAUAAAUUGUAGGCAUUUUACUCACAACUUUCCGUCUCUCGACAACACAAAAUGUUGCAAGUAUUCACACACAAAACACAGUAAAUCUAGUCAAAGAGUUAAAUGAAUUAAAUACUAAAGGAACCUAUGAUGAUGUUAGCUAGAGUGUUUAUAAAUGUAGAAAUUAUUAUUGAUCGAGUUGAUGAGAAUUUCCUUCUUUCAUUCCUCUAUAAAAAAUGCCAGUAUAUUAAUUGACGAGUCGCAUAAACUUGUGAGAAUGAUGAAUCUUUUGUACAGUCCUUUUGUUGGAAUUAUUUUAGUGUCUUGGAGCGACGAUGAAUGACAAAUAAAUGCGGAUUUAUUGAA
Molecule: messenger RNA, 4515 nt
Organism: Phlebotomus argentipes
Lineage: Eukaryota; Metazoa; Arthropoda; Insecta; Diptera; Psychodidae
Gene: Hecw
Product: E3 ubiquitin-protein ligase HECW2
Exons: 5
Coding region: 313-3891 (1192 amino acids)
Biological process (GO): regulation of dendrite morphogenesis
Molecular function (GO): ubiquitin-protein transferase activity; protein binding
Source: RefSeq, a predicted model, not a curated record